This is a messenger RNA of Argentina anserina (silverweed cinquefoil), 2188 nucleotides long. Its product is annotated as squalene epoxidase 3-like. Gene Ontology annotation, biological process: sterol biosynthetic process. The record is from RefSeq and is a predicted model, not a curated record. Gene Ontology annotation, cellular component: endoplasmic reticulum; membrane. Gene Ontology annotation, molecular function: squalene monooxygenase activity; flavin adenine dinucleotide binding. NCBI's taxonomy places the organism in Eukaryota, Viridiplantae, Streptophyta, Magnoliopsida, Rosales, Rosaceae. The transcript is spliced from 8 exons.
UGUCAUGAUCUGAUGAGCUAGCUCUGUAACUAACUAUGAAGAGUCGGGCAGGUGUCUAACUCCGCCAUAACUACGAUCAUUAAGCAGACCGCAACCGACAACCACUUGUUAAAAUGCAAGUCCAACACCCAAUCUUCCAGGGCCAUCUUCCACCACAACAACAAAGCUCCCAGAUUUUCCCUCACACCCAUCUCCGUCACCUCAAACCUCACCUUCCCACAAUCACCUCUCUCUGCUUCCACAAACCCACAUCACCAACACCCCAAUAAACAAACCCCAAAAGCCCAACCAGUUCCACCUGCAUUCCAACUCAAACAGACAACACAACCAAACAGGCACAUUCUUCUUCUUCAUUGAUUAAUUCGAAAAAGGCGACAAUGGUGGCGAUAGAUCCGUAUGUGGUCUGGACAUUCUUGGCCUCUUUAUUGGGUAUCCUUCUUCUCUCCCUUCUCCGUCGCCGGAAUUACGGUAAUGCCGCUGCCAAAGACAAGGGGAAGGUCAAAAGCAAGAACAAGACGAGCGAGAAUCGUGUUUCAGAAGAAUGUGGGAAGCACCGGCCGGAGUACGGCUCCGGCACAGACGUCAUCAUCGUCGGCGCCGGUGUUGCUGGCGCUGCUCUUGCGCACACCCUUGGCAAGGAGGGAAGACGUGUUCGUGUGAUUGAAAGAGACUUAACAGAACCGGAUCGAAUUGUUGGGGAACUUUUGCAGCCUGGAGGGUACCUGAAACUGAUUGAGUUGGGACUUGAAGAUUGUGUUGAGGAAAUCGAUGCCCAGCGGGUUCUUGGAUAUGCUCUUUUUAAGGAUGGGAAGAAUACUACGCUGUCCUAUCCCCUGGAACAGUUCCACUCAAAUGUGGCUGGUCGAAGUUUCCACAAUGGACGGUUCAUACAGAGGAUGCGAGAAAAAGCUGCCACUCUUCCCAAUGUACAACUGGAGCAAGGUACAGUGACAUCUCUGCUUGAAGAAAAUGGGACAAUUAAAGGGGUUCAGUACAAAACUAAGGAUGGUCAAGAACUUCAAGCUUAUGCUCCCCUUACCAUUGUCUGCGAUGGUUGCUUCUCAAAUCUGCGUCGCACUCUAUGCAAGCCUCAGGUAGAAGUGCCUUCUUGCUUUGUGGGGUUAGUUUUGGAAAAUUGUGAUCUCCCAUUUGCAAAUCACGGGCAUGUUAUUCUAGCUGAUCCAUCUCCGAUCUUGUUUUACCAAAUCAGUAGUACAGAGGUCCGCUGCUUAGUUGAUGUACCUGGGCAGAAAGUACCUCCCAUUGCUAAUGGGGCAAUGGCCAACUAUUUGAAGAAUGUGGUAGCUCCACAGCUUCCACCUGAACUUCAUGAUCCCUUUGUAUCUGCAAUUGACAACGGAAAUAUUAGAACUAUGCCAAAUAGAAGCAUGCCAGCCAAUCCACAGCCAACUCCUGGAGCCCUUUUAAUGGGCGAUGCUUUUAAUAUGCGUCAUCCUUUAACUGGUGGAGGAAUGACUGUGGCACUAUCGGACAUUGUUAUACUCAGGGAUCUUCUUAAUCCAUUAUGUGACAUAAACGAUGCUUCUUCAUUAUGCAACUACCUAGAAUCCUUUUAUACCUUGCGCAAGCCAGUUUCAUCUACAAUAAACACCUUAGCAGGUGCCCUAUACAAGGUGUUCUCUGCGUCCCCUGAUCAAGCAAGGAAGGAGAUGCGUCAAGCAUGUUUUGACUAUCUGAGCCUUGGAGGUGUAUGUUCAACUGGACCAGUGGCUCUGCUCUCUGGUCUAAAUCCUCGACCACUGAGUUUAGUUCUUCAUUUUUUUGCUGUUGCAGUAUAUGGUGUUGGACGUUUGCUUCUACCAUUCCCUUCUCCAAAACGCAUGCGGAUUGGAGUGAGAUUAAUUUGGAGUGCAGUAGGUAUAAUAUUACCCAUCAUCAAGGCAGAAGGUGUGAGACAGAUGUUCUUUCCUGCUACUAUUCCAGCUUAUCAUAGAGCUCCUCCUGCUAGUUGAGAGGCUUUAUUUUCAAGAGUAGAGAAAUAUCAGCUCCUACCUGCAACAUUCAUUAUUGAUCGUAGUUUUCUAUUGCAUCCAUUCUAUUGAUAUAGGACUGUUCUCUGAGUGUAUGAACAAUCAUUCAUGUAAAACUCUCUGUACAUCUUGUACUUGUAGUGCACAUUGUUUGAAAAUAUUAAAGAUGAUAUAUGCAUUGCAAUUGCCGAUAGUCA